Molecule: messenger RNA, 2790 nt
Organism: Culex quinquefasciatus (southern house mosquito)
Lineage: Eukaryota; Metazoa; Arthropoda; Insecta; Diptera; Culicidae
Exons: 6
Coding region: 74-2689 (871 amino acids)
Biological process (GO): proteolysis
Molecular function (GO): metallodipeptidase activity
Source: RefSeq, a predicted model, not a curated record
ACUUGAGUUGUUGAAGUUCACGAAGCCAUCAAUCAAGCACGCUCUUCAGUAUGAAUCCAUCCAGGGGCACGCGAUGGCCAUCCUCCGGAACAUUGUAGGAAACAAAAAGGUGCUGGUGGCAUGCCUGCUGGGAGCGGUGAUCACCGUUUGCGCCAUCACGAUCCCGGUUGUAAUUGUCACAUCGUACGACGACGUACAAGAAGAUGCGCAGGCGUUUGCCGGUCGAGAUGUCCUGGACGAGGUUCCGCUGAUCGAUGGCCACAACGACCUCCCGUUCAACAUCUACAAGGUGGAGCGCAACCUGCUGGCCAACUUCGACCUCGACUCUAACCUGAAGCAACACCCGGUGUGGGGCAAAACCGACUCUAGCCACACCGACCUGCCCCGACUUCGGCAGGGCAAGCUGGGUGCCCAGUUCUGGGUGGCGUACAUCCGCUGUGCCGACACGCAGUACAAGGACGCCGUAGCGCGAACCAUGGAGCAGAUCGACGUCGCCAAGCGGGUGAUCGCCAAGUACCCGAGCGAUCUGAAGUUCGUGACGAGCGCGGACGGGAUCGAGGAGGCGUUCCGCGAGAAGAAGAUCGGGUCGCUGUUGGUUGUUGAGGGAGGUCACUCGAUCGACUCACGGUUGGCGGUUCUGAGGCUGUUCUACGAACUUGGGGUUCGCUACAUGACGUUAACGCACUCGUGUAACACGCCUUGGGCGGACGCUUCACCGAUCGAUGACGAGAUCGAGCCGCAGCUGAACAACCUGUCCGACUGGGGUCGCAACGUGAUCUGGGAGAUGAAUAGGUUAGGGAUGAUGAUCGACAUUUCGCACGUGAGCUACGGAGUCAUGCGGGACGCCAUUAGGUAUAGCAAGGCUCCGGUGAUAUUCAGUCACUCCUCGUCGCAUAAGGUGUUCCAGCAUCACCGGAACGUGCAGGACGAUGUUUUGACGGAGCUGAUCGAGAACGGAGGGAUUGUGAUGGUGAACUUUUACCCACUAUUUGUGGGUGGAAAUACCAUCGACAACGUAGUUAAACACUUCAACCACAUCAAGUCGGUAACGGGGCCGGAUCACAUCGGGAUAGGGGGUGACUACGACGGUGUGGGCCAGACUCCGGAAGGUCUGGAGGACGUGUCCAAGUAUCCGGAUCUGUUUGACAUGCUGGCCGAAGGGAAGUUUAGGUCGGGUGAGACGUUUACUCCGUGGACGAGAGAAGAGUUGCGGAAGUUGGCUGGACUGAACUUGUUGAGGGUGUUCAAAGCGGUUGAGCGAGUUCGGGACGAAAUGGUGGAGGUUCCUCCGUACGAAGAUUUGAUACCUUUCGCCGAGUUUGAGAAGGCUGGAGUUGAGGAUCAACCGUGCAUGACGAACAUGAACGUUCACAAAGAAUCCCUCUCGAACCGCAAGGUCCUCGUCGGCGGCGCGAUCGUUCUGGUCGCAAUCGUAGCCGUUGCCAUCGCCGUCCCGCUGUCGAUCAACUCGUCCGGCUCGGAUGACGAUGACCAGGACUCCAACAAGGCCAACGAGGUGAGCCCGUUCUUCGGUAGAACUAUCCUGGAUGAGGUCCCACUGAUCGACGGACACAACGACCUGCCGUGGAACCUGUACAGCAACGAGCGCAACCGCAUCAACAACUUUAACCUGGACAGCGAUUUGAAGAAGGACCCCAAGUGGGGACCGUCGACCAGCAGUCACACGGAUAUUCCACGAUUGUUGGAGGGUAAGGUUGGAGCUCAAUUUUGGGUGGCUUAUGUGGGUUGCAACACGCAGUACAGGGACGCCGUUGAACGGACGUUGGAGCAGAUCGACGUGAUCAAGCGGAUGGUGGCCAAGUAUCCAAAGUACAUGAAGUACGUCACUUCGGCGGAGGGGAUCAUGGAAGCGUUUGGGGAGAAGCGGAUUGGAUCGCUGAUUGCGGUUGAGGGGGGUCACUCGAUGGAUAAUAGGUUGGCGAUGUUGAGGAUCUUCUACGAGUUGGGGGUUCGCUACAUGACGUUGACGCACUCGUGCAACACUCCUUGGGCGGACGCCUCGCCGAUGGAUGCCAACGACACUGCUGUGUUGAGGAAUGUAACGGAGUGGGGCAAGAACGUGAUUUGGGAGAUGAACCGACUGGGGAUGUUGGUGGAUAUUUCUCACGUUAGCCAUGGAGUUAUGGGAGACGUGCUGGCACAUACGAAGGCGCCGGUGAUCUUCAGCCAUUCGUCGUCGCACAAGGUUUACGCGCAUCAUCGUAACGUACAGGACGACGUACUGAAGAUGUUGAUCGAGAAUCGUGGGAUCAUCAUGGUCAACUUCUACACCGGGUUCAUUGGAGGAAAGACGAUCGACGACGUUGUUCGUCAUCUCAAUUACAUCAAAUCGGUGACCGGUCCGGAUCACAUCGGCAUCGGUGGUGACUUUGACGGCGUCGAUAGCACCCCGGAAGGGUUGGACGAUGUCUCCAAGUAUCCGGAUCUGUUUGACAUGCUGGCGAAUGGUGCGUACAACGAUGGAACGACGUUUGAGGCGUGGACUCGGGAGGAUUUGCAGAAGCUCGCCGGGUUGAACCUACUGCGAGUGUUCCGCGAGGUGGAACAGGUUCGAGAUAGUAUGAGGGAUGUGCCGCCGUACGAGGAACUGAUUCCGUACCAGGAGUUUGUGGAUGCCGGCGUGGAGGAUCAACCCUGUAUGAGCGACAUGGAUAUUCACAAGAGUUGAGAAGGGGGGGCUGUCAUCCGAAAGGGAAAGAACUGUAGUAAUUGUAUAUAAUUGUAGUCCUUAUAUUAUACACGGUAUAAUAAAACACAUCCUGAUUAGAA